CGAUAGAAAAUAAAGUGUAUGCAUGUAUAUGUAGACACAUAUUAGAGAGACGGAGUGAAAAAGGAGGGUUGGGUGAAAUAAUUCUCGAUCGUGCGUCAAGUAUCUAAUCGCGAGGAUGGAUUUUAACGUGAAGAAACUGGUGAAGGAUGCGGGAGCCGCCCUUAGCAGAGUCGUGCAGUUAACGGAGGAAACACUGGGUACUUCAGAAAAGACAGAGUUGGAUGCGCAUUUGGAACAUUUAGCCGAGAGAGCAAAUGCUACCAAGACGUGGACGGAGAAGAUACUACGGAAUAUGGAAGCUGUACUUACUCCAAAUCCUGGCAACAGGAUCGAAGACUUUUUCUUUGAGAAAAUUGAUAAGAAAAGACCUAAUAGGUUGAGCAAUUUGGAGUAUGUUGGUACCGAUAUGAUAGAAGCUGGAAAUGAUUUUGGUCCAGGAGUAGCUUAUGGUAGUGCAUUAAUAAAAGUCGGACAGUGUCAGCAAAGAUUGGGACAGAUUGAGAGAGAUUUUAUAGGAACUGCUGCCAAUUGUUACAUACAGCCUCUGAGAAAAUUCUUAGAGGGAGAGAUGAAGACUGUUAGCAAAGAGAUGGCAAUAUUGGAAACUAAGAGGCUGGAUCUGGAUGCGUGUAAAAAUAGAGUAAGGAAAGCAAGGAGUAUGCUUGGUCAACAGAGUGAGUCUGGCGUAUCACCCGAAGUGUUGCUCGAUCAGGCAGAGAGGGAGCUGAGGGUAGCGCAGUCGGAAUUCGAUCGACAAGCAGAGAUCGUGAAACUAUUGUUGGAAGGUGUCUCGAGUUCUCAGGCCGGACAUCUGCGAUGUUUGCACGAGUUUGUGGAGGCACAAAGUCGCCACUACGCGCAGUGUCACGCCGUCAUGCAGGAUCUACAACGCGAGCUUGCCGGGGCACGUCAACCGAGCCCUUUACUGAGAGUCAACAGCGAGGAAGUGAUCGAGCUAACUCCCUCGCCCACUCUCCCUGUAAACUCAUCUGUCUACCCUCAAAAUUCAUCUACAACUACCGGAUCUACCGCUUAUGUUACAGCCACAUUCGACACUGAUAAUACUAAAAUUUAAUUUACCCCAUCGAGAAAUUGUUCACGGAUUGUUACAAAUUCUGAAUCUAUAACUAUUUAAUUAACAGAUCUAUUAUGUUAGUUGUUAUACAAUUUUCUCUUCUUCUAAUAGCAAUGUUUAUCGACAUUAAUCUACAUACAUGUGCUUUUAAAUUUAAACACGAGCUUAAUUCGAUCAAUGUCGCUUAAUCGUUGCAAAUAUGUCAUCGAAUAGAGACUAUAAUUUUAUAUAAUAUAUAUGCAAUCAUAUAAUUGUACAUAUUUAGGCAAAAUAUUUCGAUAAAUUUUCUCGUCAACGAUUCACGGCGAUCUACAACUUUAUCUCUUCUUUCAUCUUUUAUUGCUCUAAUGUCGUUCUUUGUAAGCAAUUAUUUGUUACAUCGCCGUAACUCGAUUGAGAAUAAUAUUGGCUCAUAAUAUCGAGGAAAAACUAAUUCUCAGUAUUUUAAUAAUGUCAUGUAACUAAAUAGUGAUAUAAUUAUAUGAUGCUUUUCUGGUUGAUAUAAAUGUUCAAUUUGAUUAUAUUAUACUGAGAGAUAUUAAAUUUCCAUUUAUCUCGUAUUUGACAUUUUGAAAAUAUAACAAUAAUGCAUGUAAUUCCAGUAGAAUUGAGUGAGAACACACAUGCUCGCAACAGACUAAUUUUUGUUGAGUAAUAUAAUAAAAUUCAAUCUCCUUAUAAAUCGCAUGCAUAUAUUGAUUUAAUUCAGCACAAUUAAAACACUUAUGAUUAUUUCGCUCAUUGUUGAAUAACAAUUUAGUAGAACUUGAUAAUGAAUGUGCCUGUUUUUCUAAAAAACGUCGUUUCUUUGGUUGUAAAAUAUGAAUAUAUUUAAUGUAUAUUCAGCUAUAACAUAUCUCUCAGCUAGCUAUGAGCCAUCUUUGUAAAAAUGUGUAAAUAUAUGUGUUAUAAAAAAUACAUAUCAUUCGCUUUGAUCAAAAGUUUAUUGCAUUGUGUUACGCAUAAUUUAUGAUGUUGGAACAAAAGUUCGCGUUGAUCAAAAUGAAGUAAAAGCUCGAUUAAAGCGAUAUAUUUGUGAUUUAUGUCAGUGUGCGACUCUUAUCAAAACUCUUAUGUUGUGUUUCCCCAUACAUUUUCACUCACAUACAUGAGUUAAAAAGAUAAAUGCACAUCAUGUUCACUUAUCAUUUAUCCUACCCAGCUUAUCUGGGGGUUCCUAUUAUACCACCCAACCAGCCACUACCAAUGCACUAUCCGAGAACGAUCAGGACAGAGCGAGAGUAUUGUGCAAUUACGACGCGAGGGAUUCUAGCGAGCUGAGCGUUAUGCAGGACGAGGUAACAAAAUUUGAAAUUUAGACGGCAUGUGU
Messenger RNA from Camponotus floridanus (Florida carpenter ant), 2405 nucleotides. It is a transcript of the gene EndoB, whose product is annotated as endophilin-B1. Bases 116 to 1075 code for a protein of 319 amino acids. NCBI's taxonomy places the organism in Eukaryota, Metazoa, Arthropoda, Insecta, Hymenoptera, Formicidae. Gene Ontology annotation, biological process: membrane organization. Gene Ontology annotation, molecular function: protein binding. The transcript has 8 exons. The record is from RefSeq and is a predicted model, not a curated record. Gene Ontology annotation, cellular component: membrane; cytoplasm.